This is a messenger RNA of Cylindrotheca closterium, 3402 nucleotides long. The record is from the annotation of a GenBank genome assembly. Lineage: Eukaryota; Bacillariophyta; Bacillariophyceae; Bacillariales; Bacillariaceae.
AUGAGGUUAUUACUCUUAGGAUUGACAGUCCUUGCCGCAAAGGCUGAUACCGUCACUGAAGGUUCACUACGAGGAGUGCUAAACACGGAGGAUGAAGCAUGGUACGAUCGAAUGCUUCAAAACGACAUUGGCAGUCUCCCUACAAUGAUGCCGACACCCUGUUCCAACGAGAUUGAGAAUUGUCCAGUUCCUUGUUUCGAAGUAGAAGUAGGAGAUCGUCCUCCUACCUGCUCCGCUCUGAACAGACCCGAUUGUCAGACCAUCCCUCUCCCUGAUGGAUGUCCUCUUUGCUGUCCCGAAGUUUGCAUUGAUCCAAACAUUGAGGACUGCGCCCCAACCCCUCUUCCAAGUCAAGCUCCUUCGGACUGUUCCGAAGUCAUUGAGAUCUGUCCAUUUGACAGUUGUUUCUUGCCUUUUACCGAUCCCUCCCGUCCAGAUACCUGUAGUGCUAACGAUCAGUGCAACAUGUUGCCCCAGCCUACUGGCGUUGGAUGCUCUUGUUGUCCAGAUGAGUGUGCUCCAGACAAUCCAAUGUUCAGUCCAUCUCCUGAUGGAAGUCCACCUGUCUGUUCUCCCACACCUCUACCAAGUCAAGCACCUUCGGAUUGUGCUGAAGUCAUUGAGAUCUGUCCAUUCGACAGUUGCUUCUUGCCUUUUACCGAUCCCUCCCGUCCAGAUACCUGUGGUGCCAAUGAUCAGUGCAACAUGUUGCCCCAGCCUACUGGCGUUGGGUGCACUUGCUGUCCAGAUGAGUGUGCUCCAGACAAUCCAAUGUUCAGCCCAUCUCCUGAUGGAAGUCCACCUGUCUGUUCUCCCACACCUCUACCAAGUCAAGCUCCUUCGGAUUGUGCUGAAGUCAUUGAGAUCUGUCCAUUUGACAGCUGCUUCUUGCCUUUGACCGAUUCUUCUCGUCCACCUGAAUGCCCCGCCGGCGAUCAAUGCAACAUGUUGCCUCAGCCUACUGGCGUUGGAUGCUCUUGUUGUCCAGAUGAAUGUACACCAGAGAAUCCGAUGUUCAGCCCAUCCCCGGAUGGAAGUCCACCUGUCUGUACACCAACGGCCAUGCCUUCGCUACAACCUUCCAGAGAAUCAAUUACGAUCACAGACCCUCCUAGUGCAGCACCUUCGCAGUGCGCUGAAGUCAUUGAGAUCUGUCCUUUUGACGAGUGCUUCUUGCCUUUGAAUGACGCAUCCCGUCCACUUAGCUGUACCGCCGUCACCGGCGGCGAAGGAGCCAGAUGUGAUGCUUUGCCACAACCAUCUGGCUGCACUUGCUGUCCAAGUGAAUGUAGUCCAGAGAACCCCAUGUUUGAUCCCAGACCUGACGGAAGUCCACCAAUUUGCUCACCUACCCCGAUGCCAACACCAUCGCCAAGUCAGCAACCUUCCGAAUGUGCUGAAGUUAUCAACAUCUGUCCUUUCGACGAGUGCUUCUUACCCGAUGGUUCUCCUGGACGUCCAGGCGACUGCGCUGGAACCAACGCAGCAGCCCAGUGUGAUGUCCUCCCGCAACCUGCUGGAUGUUCAUGCUGCCCAUCCGAGUGCCGCUCUGACAACCCAAUGUUCCAGCCGAAGCCUGAUGGCAGCCCUCCUGUCUGUUCUCCAACAGCCAUGCCAAGUCCGGCCCCUUCGCCUCCACCAACUCCAGGUCCAACUCCAAGUCCAACUCCUGCACCAACUCCAUUCCCUUCGCCCCCACCAACCCCAUCGCCAAGUCCACAACCUUCGCAGUGUCAAGAGGUCUUGGACCUCUGUCCAUUCGACUCUUGCUUCCUACCAGUUGGUCAAGGCCGUCCCCAAUCUUGUGCCUCUGCCAAUCCUGCCUGCAAUGUGUUGCCCUUCCCACAAAACGCUGGAUGUCCAGUAUGCUGUCCUGAUGAGUGCAGCCCUGACAAUCCAAUGUUUGAUGGCAACAUUUGCUCGCCAACACCCAUGCCUACUCCAGCACCGUCGCCUGGUACACCAGAACCAAGUUCGCAGCCAUCUGUCUGUCAAGACGUUCUUGACCAAUGCCCUUAUGAUGAGUGCUUCCUGGCAUUCAACGAUGGCAACCGUCCACAAAACUGCCGUGACACAAACGCCGCCAACAUCUGUAACAUUCUUCCGCAACCAUUCGGAUGUCCUCGCUGCUGUCCCGAUGAGUGCAGUCCCGACAAUCCAAUGUUUGAUGGAACCAUUUGUGCCCCGACUGCUCUCCCAUCCCCAGCACCGUCUUUGUUCCCAACCGAACCAGCAUCCGAGCUUCCCACUACUGUUGAUUGUGGUAUUGAUGUGGACAUCAACGUUGCAUGCUCGACUUCGUGUGAAUUCGAAAACUGUGUCGAGCGUCCAUUCCGCAUGCUCAUGUUCUACCGUGGAGGUGGUUGUCAAAACACUAACUUCAGACGUUGUCCAUUGCGCAAUCCUGAUUUGACUCCCCAGCUUCCCAACCCUGAUCCAUGUACUUGUGACAAGCGAGAGCUUCCUUGCAACGAAUGGAAUAACAAGAAUUUCUGUACCGAUUUCAAUCCCAAUACGGGUCAACCAUGUAAUGACUUGACCCAGUAUUGUGCCAACCAAUCGAACAAGAAUCCUAUUCCCGGAUGUGGACCUCCCCAGAACACCCAGCCGCAUGCUUCGUGGAUUGAAGCCUUUGGAAAGGACGGAGAAGCCUACUUCAUUGGUCCCGUCAAUGUGAACAGCACUUGGACUUCUCAGACUGUCAAUGACCGUGUGCAAGCUGAUACUGAUAUUUUCAUUUAUGAGUUUGGACCCGGUGGAAAGGGCCGUUUGUUGCAACAAGUCCGAUUCCACAGUUCUUGUUCCGAUGAGCUUUUCUUGACCGAUCAGUUCGGAUCCAAUCAGCUCAUUGAAUUCGAGUCCUUCUGUGUGGAUGAUCGUUGCGAUUCUUCUUGCUUUGGCGGACGUCGUGUCAUUUCUCUCUUCCAAGAGUCGAUAGGAGACUUCCAGUUCAGUUUGCGGGCCCGAUCGGAUGGCCAAGCACCGGUGACGAUCAGUUUCUUUGCAGCCUUGUUGACUCCGAUCAGCGAUACCUUCCCCUUCUUUGGUAACACGACUUUCCAAGAGUUCACUGACCAAGUUGGACGAACCAUUCCACCACCAGUGACUGUCCAACCCAACUUCAACAUUCGUUUGGAUGACGAGUACAUUCUUGCCGCUGUGAUUACCGGUCAACGUGCGGGUGGAUCUUGCGAUUCCUUUGGACAAACUCAGUUCCAAUGUGAACGAGUUCCAAGAUGCAGUUUGGUUCCUGCCGAUUGUGGCUGCGAUCCUUUCGUCCCACCAGAUGGCAAGGGCAACCUGGCAUUCCCCGAAGAUGAAGAUGAGGAGACGGAUGGAGAAGCAGAAGAAGUGACUUCUACCAGUGCCUUGGAUGGAUUCACCCGCUUCUUUGGAAACUAA